AUAGAACAAACUUAUUGUACCUACUUCUGAAAUUAUGCUGCCUGGCGUGGCAGACUAUUUAGAGCCAUGCUCACCCGAGAAACAAGCAUGAUAGACAAGUCUUACAUCAACAUCACAGUACCCACUUCACCAAGCCUUGAGUCCUAGACCAGAGCCCCAAGUCUCACAGAUCCACCGCCAUGGUUCACCCUGUGGAAGGCUCCUUCUACGUGUACGCUCCUGUCAAGGGCCCGUCCAUUGCCUUCGCAGUUCUCUUCGCCAUUUCCGGCGUUCUACACAUCUGGCAGAACAACCUCAAAUACAGGUCAUGGCGUAUUGGCCUCUUGCUACCCUGGGCAGCCAUAUUAUUUGUGGUCGGCUUCAGCAUGCGCGAGUAUGGAGCAUAUCAUUAUGGUAACAUGGGCCUAUUCAUCGCCAGUACUGUUCUUCUCUUUGUCGCUCCACCGGUCUACCAAGGUGCCAACUAUUUCAUCUUUGGCCGUAUCCUCUAUUACCUUCCCUAUCUGUCCCCUCUGCACCCUGGACGAGUGUGGACAACGUUUAUCACAUUAGACACCAUAGAUGGGAUUCUGGCAGGCAACGGCGCUGCAAUCGCCGCCAAUCCAGACAACAGUCCCGGAAAGCUCAACACGGGAAAAAUUCUAGUGAAGCUGUCACUGUUCCUCCUGUUGGGCAUGUUCCUCGCCUUUCUGGCGCUCAUUGUUAUCUUUCACCGACGAUGUAUCGCUGCAGGGGUGUUCAACCACAAGGCCAAGGUCAUCAUCUAUGAGCUUUAUGCAUCGAGCUUCCUCAUUCUUCUUCGCAACUGUUUCCGCACCGCCUCCUUCUUCUACCCCUGGUACUCGACGGCUAACGGAGAAGAAUGGCCCUUCUGGGUCUUUGAGGCCGUGCCCAUGCUCAUCAACACCUUCCUGUUGAAUGUCUACCCACCUGCCAAAUAUCUACCUCGAAAUCAUAAGACCUACCUCGCAAAAGACGGCGUGACCGAGCUUGAAGGACCAGGCAUGGUCGACAAGCGACCAUUUAUCUACACCCUGAUCGACCCCUUUGAUAUCGGUGGCCUGAUCACCGGCCAGGACAACAAGAACAAGUUCUGGGAGAAGGAUGGGAUAGGCGGUCCAAAAGAAGAGGAGCAAGCAAUACAGCAUACUACAACUCUAGCAGGAGAAGCAGCGAACCAGAAGGUUUGAUUCGGGUAUAAAUGGGAUGAGGCAAGUCUUUGUUGAGAAUUUUGUCUUGUCUAACUAGACAUCUUUCAGAGAGGAUGGAAAGGAACUCGGCCUAUGGAGUAGGCACACCAGCCCUGCUGGCUCCUGCCUGAUCUAACUCCUGCCCAGGUGCAAUUGUUGAUGUAUUCUAGGCAGGGACGGCCUAACAGUCUUGAGAGAGAAAAAAGAUGUGGGAUUCGUUGUACUGUGCAUCCUGGUGUGGUUCUCACAUAGCAUCGGAGGUAGCGUGGUAGUCGCAUUUUCUUUUAAUGCAUUGCCCU
This is a messenger RNA of Exophiala mesophila, 1489 nucleotides long. RefSeq lists its product as uncharacterized. The transcript has a single exon. Gene Ontology annotation, cellular component: membrane. NCBI's taxonomy places the organism in Eukaryota, Fungi, Ascomycota, Eurotiomycetes, Chaetothyriales, Herpotrichiellaceae. The record is from RefSeq and is a predicted model, not a curated record. Bases 180 to 1190 code for a protein of 336 amino acids.